Balaenoptera ricei (Rice's whale) is the source of this 5578-nucleotide messenger RNA. RefSeq names its product myosin light chain kinase family member 4 (gene MYLK4). The record is from RefSeq and is a predicted model, not a curated record. The transcript has 11 exons. The coding region runs from base 358 to 1632 and encodes 424 amino acids. Gene Ontology annotation, molecular function: ATP binding; protein serine/threonine kinase activity. NCBI's taxonomy places the organism in Eukaryota, Metazoa, Chordata, Mammalia, Artiodactyla, Balaenopteridae. Gene Ontology annotation, cellular component: nucleus; cytoplasm. Gene Ontology annotation, biological process: positive regulation of apoptotic process; intracellular signal transduction; protein phosphorylation.
CAUCCACUGUUACGGUCUGUCCUCUCCUUACCUGACCUCUGAAAUGGAGCCAUCGGCUUUGAAAAGCCUAGUGUCUAAAAUUAAUAUUCUUCCCUGUCUGACUAAGAAGGCAACAGCUGAGCAACAUGAGAUCAAGGACCAUCUGAGUUUAAACAGGGGCUCAAAGUGGCAUUUGAGAGAGCGGAUACUUCCUCUCAGAGUGGACACUUGUCUUUUCAGAAGACUUGCUCUGACAGUGAGUCAAGACUUUUACCAGGGAAUUGCGUAGUUGUUUUGAACUCUGCAAACUCCCUUUUAUCUGCUGGAACUUAUACUCUGCACUUGGAAUGGUCUGGACCCCAGCAUGUCCUCCUAUAAAUGAGUCCAAUGUGCGAGUCGGUGAUGAGGACUCUUGUUUCUCCUCCUCGCGGUCAAGAGGGGGGCAGACUCAGAAGCCACGCCUGCGCCCUGAUUUACAAGUCAGAGACAGAGGGGGACGAAAACCACACACCAGACAGGAACUUAGUCGGACUCACCACCACGAUGCUAAAAGUGAAGAGGCUGGAAGAAAUCAACACGUGUUACCACGGUGACCAGCUGGAGAAAAUGGCCUUUUUUCAGUGCAUGGAAGAGGUGGAGGAAGUGAAGUGUAUUCUGGAAGAAAGUUCUAGUGAGCAGGAUUCGAGAUCUGGGAAGAGUGAGGCUAAGGAGCAGUUGUGCUCACACCCCGGCCAGAAGGAAACAGCACCAGCCAAAGGCAAAAGGACAGCGCCUCCCACAGACGAGGCCUGGGCACCGCCUGCGCCGUUUGAUCACCGCAUCGUGACAGCCAAGCAGGCCACCGUCAACAGCUUCUACACCGUGAGCAGAACAGAAGUCUUGGGAGGGGGGCGCUUCGGCCAGGUUCACAAGUGUGAGGAGAAAGCCACAGGUCUGAAGCUGGCGGCCAAGAUCAUCAAGACCAGAGGCAUGAAGGACAAGGAUGAAGUGAAGAAUGAGAUCAACGUCAUGAACCAGCUGGACCACGUGAACCUCAUCCAGCUCUACGACGCCUUCGAGUCUAAGAACGACAUCGUCCUGGUCAUGGAGUAUGUGGACGGAGGGGAGCUCUUCGACCGCAUCAUUGAUGACAACUACAAUCUGACCGAGCUUGAUACCAUCCUGUUCACCAGGCAGAUAUGUGAGGGGAUAAGACACAUGCAUCAGAUGUACAUCCUACACUUAGACCUGAAGCCUGAGAACAUCCUGUGUGUGAAUCGGGAUACUAAACAAAUAAAAAUUAUUGACUUUGGAUUGGCCAGAAGAUACAAACCCAGAGAGAAGCUGAAGGUGAACUUCGGAACUCCAGAAUUCCUCGCCCCUGAAGUUGUGAACUAUGAUUUUGUUUCCUUUUCCACGGACAUGUGGAGCGUGGGAGUCAUCACUUACAUGCUACUCAGCGGUUUGUCCCCCUUCCUGGGAGAUAACGACGCCGAGACCCUGAACAACAUCCUGGCCUGCAGGUGGGAUCUGGAGGAUGAAGGAUUUCAGGACAUCUCGGAGGAGGCCCGGGGGUUCAUCUCCAAGCUUCUGAUCAAGGAGAAGAGGAAAACUGCUGCGGUUGCUGCUGCUUGGAGAAGAUUUUUGGAAAAAUCAGCAGUUCUGAUGCCUUGACCCCUAAGGAGACUGGUGGCUCUGGGGGAGGGGAAGCCGCCACACUCAGAGAACUCUGAGUACCUCUGCCAGGCUCGCGGGGCCGGGGGCACCCAGAGCUGCGGCCCAGGGGGCAGGCAAGCCUGCACCCCGCCUCACAGCCCACUCCCUGCAGCAGUGCACACCCCAGAAGACGUUUCCCUGCCAUCCUGAGCUUUAGAACUUUCGAUCUCAGUCACUGGGGCACGGGGUGCAUUAUUUCUGCAAUUUCUCAGAUCCCUAGAGCAAUCAUACUGGAGAUUUAGUUGAGAUUUUAAAACAUGUUGGAUGCAGAGGUUAACUAUUAUAUAUAGAAUGAAUAAACAGCAAGGUCCUACUGUAGAGCACAGGGAACUACAUUCAAUAACCUGUGAUAAACCAUAACAGAAAAGAAUAAGAAAAAGAAUGUAUGUAUAUGUAAAAAAAAAACCACGUUGGAUAUAUUUAGAGGGAGAAUUGCCUUUCAAAGCGGUGAGUACGGUGCCAGAAAAAAUUCUAAGUCUGGUGCGCCCUUGACCGCUUAGCUUCUCAGACUCUAUUACUUGGCUUUGGUCUGAAAUCAGGUGAAUCCAACUGAUAAGUAAUUUGCCUUCUGGAACAUAAGCUUCCUUUGAAUUCUGAGGCAAGAAGCAUCAGACAUUCUAUCUUCAUUUAUUCUGAAAUCCCCCCCAGGAGCAGCAGUGUCUUCUAAGCAGCAGAUCUACUUCCAAGCGAGGCACGUGUGUUGUCGCCCUGCACCCCGCGCUCUUCCGAGGGAAACUUCAUCCACAUGGAGCACACUGGCUUUGAGAGAUGGUGUAUGGUUAGUCUUUACAAUCAGGACCUUUGGAAUAAUGUUAACAGUCCCGAGAGCGUCCCUCAACGUGCCUGCAACAAGAAGAGGUGGGUCUGGUGGGUCCUGAGGGGGACAGUGCCGUGUUUCCUGUCAAAGUGACCCAGAUAAAUGCCAGCCCGUGUGAGGACCAGUGACCUCACCCACGUGGCGUCUCUGUGGCUCAGCCCCGUGCAGGGAGCCUUGGACACUGAAGGCCAGGGGCACCUCCGCUCACUUUGGGGAUGUGACAGUGAUUUCCAGUUGGAAGCGUCUUCUUGUUCCCGAGCUCGUGUGCCAUUUUGUCACAGACAUUUAACAGGGGACGUGAGCCCUGCUGCAGGAAUGGGCGUUGUUUCUUUACAAAGCAGAAGCGAUGCAGAGGGAUUACACGCCCAGCACCACGCCCGCCACUAGCAUCUUAAGCCUCCCUCACAUUUUCCACUUCCAAGUACCUGUUGUCUUGAGAUCAGCUAUAAUAAUGUCUUUAUUUUUAGCUUAAAUCGUUCUAGCCUGCAGUUGUCUCAACAGCGACAAAACAAAAUAAGAGCAGCUCGGGGCUGCCUGGGCCAGGGCGGACCUGACGUGCAUUGGCUUUUCCCAGCAUCCCACCGGUGAAUCCUCAUCGCCUGCCCACGGAUAACUACGCUUGCAACAUCCUUUUUCUUGUGUUUCAGGUACGGGGGAAGCAGAGGCAGAAGACGAGGUGUCAUUAGUUCAGGCCACACGCCAAUUUAUUGGUCGUGCUGGCUGUGGAAGGUCCUCCUUUCCGGCCUCUGCUCUUGCAUUACGAUGCAUCUCUUUCUUUCUUCCUUGGGCCUAUGCAUUUAUCCAAGGUUGGCUUCUCCUGUUCCUGUUCUGUGACUAUGUUUCAAAUGUUUAAUUUAGUUUCCUUAAAAUACACACACACACACACACACACACACACACACAGCCCUGUGAUUGAAGUGUUAUGUUACCGCGCUAUCUUUAGCUGCUGGUAUUCAUCGAGUCUGGAAACAUACAAGCUGGUGCAGGCUUAAUACUCAGCCCGCAGAGAGCUGGCAUCCACUCAAAUGCUGAACAGGACACGGGGGUCUGGUGUGUUCCCCUCCGGCCCGAGCAGGGGGCCUUUGCAGGGCGUGCAGAUCGCAUCCACCCCGGCUCACUUUCCCCAGGCCCUGCUGCACACACAGGAAGGGGAUGGCUUCGGCCAAAUGAAGCAGUGAUUUCUUUGCCAAAUUCAUCCACUGAUGACCCCACGGUCAGUGGGUGUGAUUUCUUUUUAGGGGUUUAGAAAGGAGACUCUACUUUGGAAAUGGCUCUCCUUAGGAUUUGUAGCUAUAUUUCCACCUCGGAUGGGGAACGUGUCCCCAUGCCAGCAGGGGGCCUUUUAUAUGGGAGCGGGGGAGAGUCUGCACUGCAGAGCUGAUUAUUACAGUCUGCGGUUACGGUGAAAUGGGAGAGUUUCGGUCUCCUGCUCGGCCGGUCCCCUCCCUCCACGCCUUGCAGCACGUGGCCGCUCUGAUGGGAAGCGGGCUUUGCACAUCGGAAGAAUCAAACCAGAUGCGAGCGUGGACCCGAGGAGCGGAGUCUGGCUGCACUGGGGUUAUUGUGAUCAACUUUUCCAAGAAGUCACGAGGCCUGGAGGCCGCAUUGCUUCUCCACCCUCUUAAUGGACGUGACAAUCUUGCUCACUCCCUUUAGGCCGCUGCCGUUUCUCCAGUAAGUGCAGGAAAUUAAGCACCAGUGGGGCACUUCCUGCUGCCUGGAGAGAAGUAAACUUCACAAGCUAUUAAGGAAAAAGCACAUCACAUUCGUAAUUCGUCAGAUACCAACGGUUACCCAGAAUCUGUUGCUGUUUAAAAAUCAGGGAGAAAAGAGCUCAUGCCCAAUUUGUGACAUAAAACCCUCUGGAAUGGAUUCUCACCUGAAUUAACUUGGGGAAACUCUUUCUGGGUUGAAGUUGGGUAACUCACAUCUGUUGAGUACCGUAGGUUUGCUUGUAGUUGCUUUCUGUCUGACUUGAUAUUAUUUUGCUUUCUUUCCUCAAAAAUGUAAACUGGCCUGGUGCACUGUCACGCUGCCACAGACGCUGAUGUGAUGUGGUCUGAAGAUGUGUGAACACCAACGUUUUCACCGUUUUUAUGGAAAUUAGUGCAGCAAAAUUUUUUUCUUGUUUUAGAAUCAAAGUAUGGAUUUUGUAUUAGGGAAACGAGCAAGGCUCUCGUUUUAUUCCUUUUUUGUCCUUCCGCUCCCACUACCCUGACCCGCCCCCCACCCCCCGGGUUGGGGUAGGGGGGCAGUAUCAGACGUGAGCUUCUUCAGUCUGAAAUGUAGGCCAGUCGAGGGGACCUCAUUUGGAAACUGAUUUGUGACCUGGUAACGAGGGCAGGGCGGGGACCUCAGCGGCCGAGGGCGGGGGCUCAGCUCAGCUCUGUCCCCUGGCGACUCCAUAGUGGGUUCAGGGCGCUCCUCCAUGGCCGCGCCCUUCUCAGCGGCCACGAUGCCACCCACUUGGCUUCUGCUCCAUCCUUUUAUUUUUUUACUUCUUUCUCUUUUUCUUAAGUUAGAAUCAGAGUGCAUCUUCUUAUCCACCACCGUGCUCCUCUAGAGCCUCUGUGAGAUGAAAAGUAUGUUUCCAAAAGUCAAGUUGCUUUCUGUCCUAAAGGAAACGUGAUGCUGCACUUACUGGAUGUGACUUCCCGGAUUAGGGUGACUUCCGUGCGUUGCAUGAAAUCUACAGCUUCUCGCCUUAGAAGGUCUGAGUGUUUCUCCCAGCUUCUGACGCAGUCAGGUGUGUUUUCCCUAAGUGGUCUUUGUAUGGGCAGUUUCACCUUCCGUGAAGGCUUCUAACUCACCCCCUACUGCCCACUCAAAGGGGCAGAAGAUGCCCUACACCCGCCUGGGCCUAUGUUGAGUCCUGUGUGCUCUGUAGUUGUUCUGGCUGAUAGACGCCAGCGAGCCCUUUGGAUGAGGUUUCUCAGUGGAGAUAAGAAAUAAAAACGGAGCCAUAAUGUGGUGGUUGCAUAUAUUGUGUGUAUUUUCUAUUUCUGAACGUAGUUUCAUUCAGCUGUACGCCUUUGCCUUAUAAAGAUGUGUAACAGUCAUAUAUAUGUAUUAUAUUGAAGAAUAAAC